UGGAUCCAGAAUUGGCUGUGAGCGAUCAGGCCGAGUUACUGCCGUACAACAGGAAAUGGGAAUUCCCGCGGGAUCUCUUGAAACUUGACGAAGUAUUAGGAAGCGGUGCAUUCGGCGUAGUGAGGAAGGCACAGGCAAAGACGAUCUGCCCACGCGAAAGAGUCACGACAGUUGCGGUCAAGACGGUCCGACCGACGGCCAACCUGAACUGCAUGAAGGCCCUUCUUCGCGAACUCAGGAUUCUCGUUUACUUGGGUCAACAUCUGAACAUUGUCAACCUUCUCGGCGCGUGCACAAAAAAUAUUGAUUUGGGCGAACUCUUGGUCAUCGUCGAAUACUGCCGGUACGGGAAUUUACACGACUACUUGGUGCGACGCAGAGUCAACUUCAUCGAUCAAUUGAACGAAUUCGGAAAAAAACUAUGCGAUUCGGCUGCCCGUGAAGACGCGAUCGAGGUCGAUGACGUCGGUACAAACACGGACAGCCGUUCCGAUGGCAAUUCGACAAUAGUUAACUGCUCGAAUAACGUUACUUCCAAGACUACGGAUGCAAGAGUGGACGACUGUUCCCCGAGUGUCAGUUUAACGGAACUCAACGCGCCGUUGAAGUAUCCAGGUGAUCGGACGGAUUUCAACUCAAGGCCGACGUGCACGCACGACUUGGUGUGUUGGGCUUGGCAGGUUUCUUGUGGCAUGCAGUAUCUCGGCGCGAAAAAGAUCAUACACGGUGACUUGGCAACGAGAAAUAUACUUCUCGCCGAUGACAACGUGGUAAAGAUCUGUGACUUUGGUUUGUCAAAGUCUCUUCGGGAAGAAGAGAAUCAGAAGAGCACGGAGAAUGGUCCUCUCCCCAUCAAGUGGAUGGCCAUCGAGUCGCUCAGGGAUCGAGUGUUUUCUACCAAAUCGGACGUCUGGUCUUUCGGCGUCGUUUUGUGGGAACUGUUUUCUUUGGCGAGAACUCCUUAUCCCCUGAUAAGACCUGAGGAUAUGUGCCGAAAACUAGCCGAAGGUCAUCGUAUGGAGAAACCGCCGUACGCGCCGAGAAGCAUUUACCAAAUGAUGCUUCGUUGCUGGAAAGCGGAGCCGUCGGAACGACCGUCGUUCGAGAAGCUGACGAUCAACAUAGCCGAGCUGAUUGAAGAGCACGUGAAAACGUUUUACCUGGAGUUGGGCAAUCCGUACACCAAGAUUUACGCUGAUAUCUGGAAACGCGAGAGAGAGACUGCGAUGAGCGCGGAAGAAUCGGGCACCAUCGGAGAAGAUUUACAAUGAAAUGAGUACGAUCCACCUAUCGGAUGUCGAUUUAUGGUUACUUGCCCGGGCAUAUCACGAUGCUCAGCGCGCAAAGAUAAAAUUCUGUCGAAGCGACAGUUGCGCGUAACAAUGCACUCGAUACACGGAGCUUACUUUUAAUAUUUGCAAACUGUUUUGAUAUUUCACUCACUCGUUUUUUUUUAAGCUGCAAGUUUCUUCUUUAUUCAGUAGGUUCAGUAGUUACCAAAUGUAAGUCUAGUUUUCAGA
Neodiprion fabricii is the source of this 1520-nucleotide messenger RNA. RefSeq names its product platelet-derived growth factor receptor alpha-like. Gene Ontology annotation, molecular function: transmembrane receptor protein tyrosine kinase activity; ATP binding. Gene Ontology annotation, biological process: positive regulation of kinase activity; protein phosphorylation; multicellular organism development. Gene Ontology annotation, cellular component: signaling receptor complex. Bases 213 to 1271 code for a protein of 352 amino acids. The record is from RefSeq and is a predicted model, not a curated record. The transcript has 7 exons. NCBI's taxonomy places the organism in Eukaryota, Metazoa, Arthropoda, Insecta, Hymenoptera, Diprionidae.